This is a messenger RNA of Fusarium verticillioides 7600, 645 nucleotides long. RefSeq lists its product as hypothetical. Lineage: Eukaryota; Fungi; Ascomycota; Sordariomycetes; Hypocreales; Nectriaceae. The transcript has a single exon. Bases 1 to 645 code for a protein of 214 amino acids. The record is from RefSeq and is a predicted model, not a curated record.
AUGUCAGAUCCCAAACUCGGGAUGUCCUAUGGGCUUCUCACCAAAACUCCCGGGCUGAAAUUCCCGAUAACCACGCCAGUCUUGUCACCACGAAUCUGUGCAGCAGUCUUUGGUGGCUCAGACGACCGAUCAAAAAUGACCAAAGCGGAGGUAGAAGUCAUCAUCUGCGAGUUCUUGACCGAAUGCGACAACCACUUCCACAGGCUCUCCAUUUGCCCCAUACACGAAUACGAUAUCUUCGCACCACCCUGCGCAUGUCAGGAAAAGUUGGUGCAAUACUACAAGCACAUUGCCAGCAGUCUCGGGAAGUCUUGGGCAAGACAAAUUGAUCCCGAGCACGUCAGAGCCAUAGUCGAAGCAACCUUGUGCGCUCGAGUCGAGGCCAUCAAAGAGAAUAGUAAUCUCAUAAAUGACAUUCGGGGUUCAAAGAGCCUCAUACUACUCAACGCCCAUAUCUUCCUCUGCUCAUUCGCUGUGUUCAAGGACAGUCAUCCUUAUGAAGCUGUGCAUCGUCUUUACUGGAGUGUCAAUGGUGCUCUUGACUCGCAACAAGAAGCUACAAAGAGGAAGGAAACCCUUCUCAAGCAACAAGCUAAGAGAGCAAAGUCUGUUUCUGGUGCUGAAAACACUUCUGCAGAAGAUUAG